GUGAGCAGGGUCGUAAUCUCAGCAGUGGAUGUUCUAACUCCGAAGGUUAGAUUGAUUAUCUGUGCGAUGCUUCCCUAUUGGUUCUCUGCCAUAUCCAUGAAGAGUGUCGGUAGGGAUGCAUUGAGGAUAGUGGAGGAGGUCCACAGACAAUUCAACACCAUUCCCGGUCUCAUGGAAAUCACUACUAAACCUGACUACACAACCUGCGCCAAGAUCUCAACAAAUGCCUCCAUCAAAGAAGUGAUCCCUAUGGGUGCUCUCGUCAUGCUUACACCUCUCAUUGUCGAUAUCCUCUUCGGAGUUGAAACUCUCUCUAGCAUCCUUGCGGGCUCCCUUGUUUCCGGUGUUCAGAUUGUUAUCUCUACUUCAAACACUGGUAGUGCAUGGGACAACGCAAAGAAGUACAUUGAGGCGGAUGCUUCUGAGCACUCGAGGACACUCGGACCAGACCCACAUAAAGCAGCAGUGAUCGGUGACAUGUUCGGAGGCCCUCUAAAGGAUACAUCGGGUCCGUCGCUCAAUAUUCUCAUCAAACUCAUGGCUGUAGAAUCACUAGUAUUUGCGCCGUUCUUCGCCACUCAUGGAGGUCUCCUCUUCAAGAUCUUCUAA
Messenger RNA from Dioscorea cayenensis subsp. rotundata (Guinea yam), 609 nucleotides. RefSeq names its product pyrophosphate-energized vacuolar membrane proton pump-like. Gene Ontology annotation, cellular component: membrane. Gene Ontology annotation, biological process: proton transmembrane transport. NCBI's taxonomy places the organism in Eukaryota, Viridiplantae, Streptophyta, Magnoliopsida, Dioscoreales, Dioscoreaceae. The transcript has 2 exons. The coding region runs from base 67 to 609 and encodes 180 amino acids. Gene Ontology annotation, molecular function: inorganic diphosphate phosphatase activity; diphosphate hydrolysis-driven proton transmembrane transporter activity. The record is from RefSeq and is a predicted model, not a curated record.